UUGGCUUACGUGGUUGUUUUACAGACCACUGGGCACCCACGCCGACGAGAACAUAUCGUUUAUGUCCUCCAACGGCCCUGACCUUGAAGGAUUAAGUGACGGAGACAUCAGCGAAGACGAUAACGACGGCGGCGGCGGCGAAUUUGAAGACGAGGAUGCGAGUGGAUACGCAUCUCCCGCGAGCUCCUUACAGGGAAACUCCAGCGGCGACACCGGCGAGGGCACUCUAAGAAUGGCUUCAGCAUCUAACGCGGGAAAAUCGAAUGGAAAAAAAAGGGCCAACAGCAGUGACGGGCCGUCUGGGGGAGGGAGAUCGUCCGUCAAGAGUAAGAGAGCCAUGAGGUGCUUGUCUAAUGCCAACGAGGUCCUCGGUAGGAGGGCCACGAAGGAAAAGAAUCGGGAAGAGGAAUUGUCCGUACCAUGGAGGAAAGCAGACCAGAGAAAGGAAAAACUUGCCAACCUGGAAACGUUGGAGAAGCUGUAUCGCGAUAUGGGCAACGAGGCCAAGGCAAAAGAGUAUCUUAUGCAAAGGGUCGCUAUACUCGAGUCNGCGCGCAACCAUGCCAGGGCUAGAGGAGGUCCAGGAUCGGCAGCUACGACGGGUGCAGCUGCAAAGUAUUUUGCCUUACGCAGGGCUACGUCCAGCGGACCCGACGCUGCCGCUGCCGCUGCCGCCAACAAUGCCGCCAACAUUUUAGCGGUGGACAGUUCGGAUAGUGACGCGGAUGGUCGGGGCAAUGACGAGUUUGUUAUGGACAUCGACGGUGAAGGAUGUCACAAGGGAGCUUCCGUGGGCACUUCCGGCAGGGGCUGUGGGGGUGGCAGCGAGGGAGUGGGCGCUGCAGGCGGGCCGAAAAGGCCGCGGUGCAAUAAACACCUCGUUCGUGCAAAAUUAUGGUCCCUCAAGGAUGCGUCUGCUGCCGCGGGUGCUUCUCGUGCCGUCACAAACGGUGCUGGCGGAGUUGCUUCCGUGGGCGCUGCAGGCGGCGGCAUGGGUAUGAGGGACGGAACCAUGGCCGUUGGGGGUGUUGCUGCCGGCGGCGACAUGGGGGGGGCUCACGAAGCCUCUGCCGCAGGGGGUGCGUCUGCUGCCGCGGGUGCUUCUCGUGCCGUCACGAACGGUGCUGGCGGAGUUGCUUCCGUGGGCGCUGCAGGCGGCGGCAUGGGUAUGGGGGACGGAACCAUGGCCGUUGGGGGUGUUGCUGCCGCCGCGGGUGCGCAUCGAGCAAACACAAGAGCUCUUGCUUGGGAAGCCAUCACCAACGAAUUCCCCAACGGUGGCCAGGUGGCGGUUGCAGCUGCAGCGUACAUGGCAGCUAUCGCAGCCCAAUAACCAGCCAACUGACUCUAGGUUGACAGCAACACUUACGUGGAGCACAUUUGUGCGAGUUGUGCACGACGUGCUUCCUCGGGCGGUGGUUUUGUCGAAGGAAAGAAAAAUGUUGCGGCUAUAUUCGUGUACUUAUGUUGAGCCGCGGUGAUCGUCAAUGGCUUCACUUGAAACGCCUGCUGUGCGAAGUGUUCAAGUACGUGUUAGGAGGUCGAGCGAGAAGGAAAACAUAUAGAAUCUCUCUCUCUUUUUUUUUUUUGGCAAUGGCAAGGGGAUGGCUUCCACCGCACAGAAUUACCGGUGGUCCAAAUGACCUGAAUACUCCUACCUCUCUGCAUGGAGUACUAUUCAACGGUAACGUUUUCUCCAACGUUGGACACUUUUGUUUUCGACCGAAAUGUCGCGCAAAGCUGUUAGGAUUUCAGAGAUGGGUAACCACCUCCUGCCUAUGUAGUCUCUGCGGGAGAGGGUUCCCCCUAUUUUCUGGUGAGGAAUGUCGAGGAUUCAGUGCUUCCGACUCGUGUCGGUACAUUGCUUGCCAGUAGGUUAAUGGUUUGUUGUGGGAAGCUUGUUGGUGAUUGAUGCACUUGUUAUUGUGCACAGUAUUGUUAAUGAACCGGCGUUUACCGGCUGGUGGUGAGUAACGUCAACAUUUACGCAGUUGGGUACUUCUGCCGUACGUAUUCCAAAGGAAGGUUGAUCCCAUGUCGAUGUUUCCUGAGA
Ectocarpus sp. CCAP 1310/34 is the source of this 2053-nucleotide messenger RNA. NCBI's taxonomy places the organism in Eukaryota, Phaeophyceae, Ectocarpales, Ectocarpaceae. The record is from the annotation of a GenBank genome assembly.